UCUCUCAAGGUCUCUCGUUUGUGCCAAAGCAAGAAGGAAAGAAACAUCCUAAAAAUCGGAUUCUCUCUGUCUUUCUCCCCUUCCUCUCUGCUGGUUCCCCUUAAAAUUUACAUAUAUAGUUCUAUUUCUAUUCUGUUUCUAUAUUUGUAGCUUCAGUUUGGAUUGAAGAUACCACCAACUAACGCCUCUCAAAAACCCUCCACCCCCACCUCCCCUGUUUCUGGCCGGCAGGAAAUUCACCGUCCUCUCGAUCCUUUUCUUCCAAUUUUUCCUUUUGGGCUGGCGAUCAUCGAUGCCCAGAAGGUAAAAUUGGAGAAAUCGAAUUACUUUUUGUGUAGUGUGUGGGUGUUAAACCUGGCGCACUAAUCCAGUGCUGGGGCUUAGUCUUUUCUGUGCUUGAUGGAGGAAGUACUAGUCUGCAAGGUCUGGUUUUGGUUGAAAAGGCAAUGAUCUCCACUAAUAUCUGAGGAUCUUCAGGAGUAUCAAUAUUGUCAGAGUAUAUAUUUGAAGCAACUUCAGUAUGGGUGCUGUAUGUUGCUGUUUACAUCUGGAAGAUUUUGAGGACCUGGCCUACACUAAUGGAUCAGUUUACAGAAAUUGUAUGUGCGUGAGAUGCUUCAUUCACCAGCUUUUACGUGCGUACACCUCAUUAUUCCAGCAAGGAGAAAUUCGUGCUGUCACUUCAGCUCCUCAAGGGGUAACACCUUUGGCAGCACCUGGUCAAGUUUCACCCUUGGUUGAUAAUUCUUUACUGGACAUGUACCGUUCACCUCCAAGACCAUUGCCCUAUGAUGUGGAUUCUAGAUAUUCUCGUUUACAACGUGAUGGCUUGAUAUCAAGGAGAGAGAAGGCAUCUAGCCAUUUCCAUGAUGAAUCUGAACCUCUUCAAAGAAAUAGCAGUAGUAGUGGUCUAGAUUCUCUUUCAGAGAAGUGGAAGAGAACAGAAUAUGAUGGGCAAUCAAAAAAUGGCCUCUCAGAUUCCUCUAGCAAGCACUUAUUGUCAAAAGUGUCAAGUGAAGUGGCAUAUACAUUUCCAUCAUCAGAAGAUGAGGAUGUAUGCCCUACAUGCCUUGAAGAAUAUACUCCUGAAGAUCCUAAGAUAAUCACCCAGUGCUCUCACCAUUUCCAUCUUGGUUGUAUAUAUGAGUGGAUGGAAAGAAGUGAAAGCUGUCCUGUGUGUGGAAAGGAAAUGAUUUUCAAUGAAAGCCCAUGAAAUGGUCAUUGACGUCUACAAUGCACUAUGAAGGUGAUGGGAAACUGGAACAUAUCUGUGGAUAUUGGUGAAUCACAUCCAGGAUGAAUCCCUUUUUUUCUUUUCUUCUAAAUUGUGCAGGUUGCUGUAACUAUUACCCAUACUUUCACCUUGAGUAUCAUUUAAUAUAGACAUACUAACAAAUGGGAGAACGAUAUGAAUGGGUGUUGGAGAAGCUGCUGGUUGCCAGAUGAGGGUCUUCAUGCAUGCAACAAUUUCCUUUGCAUACAAUGAUUUUCUAUUGGAAGAUCUCUUUGAGAUCCUACUGGAAGAAAAGACCAGAUGCCCUUGUACAUAGUUCAAACUUUGAAUAUAAUGGGAUUAUUGAGUAUUUCUA
This is a messenger RNA of Nymphaea colorata (pocket water lily), 1589 nucleotides long. Its product is annotated as E3 ubiquitin-protein ligase At3g02290-like. Gene Ontology annotation, molecular function: ubiquitin-protein transferase activity. The record is from RefSeq and is a predicted model, not a curated record. NCBI's taxonomy places the organism in Eukaryota, Viridiplantae, Streptophyta, Magnoliopsida, Nymphaeales, Nymphaeaceae. The coding region runs from base 521 to 1213 and encodes 230 amino acids. The transcript has 6 exons.